This is a messenger RNA of Pieris brassicae (large cabbage white), 1523 nucleotides long. Its product is annotated as RCC1-like G exchanging factor-like protein. NCBI's taxonomy places the organism in Eukaryota, Metazoa, Arthropoda, Insecta, Lepidoptera, Pieridae. The transcript has 7 exons. The record is from RefSeq and is a predicted model, not a curated record. The coding region runs from base 103 to 1461 and encodes 452 amino acids.
UUCGGUAAUGCACGAAAUACAAAUGGUAUUUUGAAAUUAAAAACAGAUGAAGUUUAUUUUUUUAAAUGAUUUAGUAGUAAUAUUUAAACACAAACAGCGAACAUGAAUUCCCUAAAAGUUCUUUUCCGAUAUCGAAGUAAUAAUAACCUUAUAUUUCGUACAGCGACUACAAAAAAGAAAAUACACGAUCCUAAAGAAGAGGAACUACUACCAAUUUUUCAGUACCCAGUAAGUAAAAGUUCUGAUAGACGUGUGUAUGUAUGGGGACUAGCAGAGACCGGAGCUCUUGGAAUACAUAUGCCCAAUAAAAGGAGAGCUAAAAAAUCAUAUAUAAAUGACUUUAAAUUAUCUUGGCAUCCUAUAAGAUCAAGUUUUUGUGAGAGGUUUGAUGUUACACAAAUUGCAUGUGGCUAUGGAUUUACCGUUGCAGCCAUUAAAACAAAUGAACAACACAAGGUUUUUGGCACUGGUAUUAAUACAGACUCACAGAUAGGCUAUCAUGCUCCUCGAAUUGGUCAUCCUUUAGAAAUGCUUCUUAGUCCUGCACCUAUUUAUGUACCAUAUAAAUCACUGGAAAAUAAGGUUAUUGGGGUAGCGGCUGGACGGGCACAUACUCUUAUACUUACUGACAAUGAAGGAGUUUACUCACUUGGUAAUAAUGCAUAUGGCCAAUGUGGUAGGAAAAUCAAUAAUUCAGAGGAAUACCGGGGGAGUAUGCAUUCCCACCAUAUAAGUAAACUCGGAAAAGAACAAGUUAUUGAUAUAUGUGCAGGACAAGACCAUAGUCUUUUUGUGACAGAAUCUGGGAAAGUUUACUCGUGUGGGUGGGGUGCAGAUGGGCAGACAGGUCUAGGUAAUUUUGACAAUCAAGGUCCACCAGCUGCUGUGAAAGGUGACAUAACAAGUGAAAAAAUUAUCAAAGUUGCUUCUACAGUUGACUGUGUACUUGCUUUAAAUGAUAAAGGUGAACUCUUUGGCUGGGGAAACUCAGAAUAUGGACAAAUUCCAAUGUCAUCAAAACAACAGCAAGUAAAUGUGUCAUAUGCUUUGGUCAAUUUCACAAAAGGCUUGGGUAAAAUCGUCGAUAUUGCAGCUGGAGGUUCCUUCUGUCUUAUUUGUAAUGAUCAAGGCGACGUUUUUGUAUGGGGUUUUGGUUUACUAGGACUUGGCCCAAAUGUUCACCACACAGCCAAUCCAAAACAAAUACCACCUACCUUAUUUGGGAGAAAUGAUUUUAAUUCUGAAUCUAUGGUACAAAAGGUAUCAUGUGGCAUUGGUCAUUUAGCAGCAAUAACAAAUAAUGGGGAUCUGUAUACAUGGGGUCGAAAUAGACAUGGUUGUCUUGGUUUAGGUCAUGAUAAGGACCAGCAUUUUCCAUUAAAAGUCAGUAUAGGGGCACAUGUUUUGAAUGUAAGCUGUAGUGUAGAUCAUACUGUUGCCAUUUGCAAGCCUUUUAUGUAGUUUAAAAAAAUGUAUGUACGAAAUAAAAUACAUUGUUGUUCAUAAAUAAAAUGUUAAUUAUA